This is a messenger RNA of Pararge aegeria (speckled wood butterfly), 801 nucleotides long. RefSeq names its product nuclear cap-binding protein subunit 2 (gene Cbp20). NCBI's taxonomy places the organism in Eukaryota, Metazoa, Arthropoda, Insecta, Lepidoptera, Nymphalidae. Gene Ontology annotation, molecular function: RNA cap binding. The record is from RefSeq and is a predicted model, not a curated record. Gene Ontology annotation, cellular component: nuclear cap binding complex. Gene Ontology annotation, biological process: mRNA cis splicing, via spliceosome. The coding region runs from base 139 to 624 and encodes 161 amino acids. The transcript has 4 exons.
AUGUCACUUUUAGAGUUGCGUGAUUGUAGUAAGCAUUUUUUAUUCCACAUACGCUUUUGAUCUUUUAAUUUUAAUUAUUUGGGUGCCUAUUGCCUUUUAAAUUGUUGAAAAAAUAGGCAUCCAGCUCCCAAAUACGAGAUGAAGAGAAGUUAUGAUUCCAUGAAUUCAUCCAUUGAAAUAAGUUCAUAUCGAGAUCAGCAUUUUAAGGGUUCUAGAAGUGAACAAGAAAAGUUAUUGAAGGGCUCAGCUACACUAUAUAUAGGAAAUUUAUCGUUUUAUACAACAGAAGAACAGAUUUAUGAAUUGUUCUCGCGCUGUGGAGACAUACGGCGGGUUAUAAUGGGUCUAGAUAAAUAUAAAAAAACACCUUGUGGCUUUUGUUUUGUUGAAUAUUAUGCUAGGCCGGAUGCUGAAAAUUGUAUGAGGUAUAUAAAUGGUACUAGAUUGGAUGAUAGGAUUAUUAGAUGUGAUUGGGAUGCUGGAUUUAUUGAAGGGAGGCAAUAUGGAAGAGGCAAAACUGGUGGACAGGUUCGUGAUGAAUACCGUUCUGAUUACGAUGGCGGCCGUGGUGGCUAUGGAAAAAUAAUUGCACAGAAGAUAACUCCGAACACAUUGGAGCGCUGAUCAUAAAGUUGUGUCCUAUAUCAACAUUUAUAUGAAGAAUUCGGGACUGUUGUUGUGAAAGACUUUGUCUAUUGUUGGUAAUAAGCGUUCAAUCAAUUGAAUCUUAAUACAAUAGAAAUCAUCUUGUAAUGGUACCAAUAUUUUUAAUUGUAAGUAAAUUAACUAUGACCACUGAAA